AUGAAAGUGCUCGAUCCUCAAGCAGCAUUGCUCACUACACCAGAAGUGCAUCAGUUCCUGAGCAGUAAUCCUCCUCGACCGAAGCAGCAGAAGAUUGGCACCUACAAACCAGUUGACCUAAACAACUACAAUGUCGUUCGGGAUGAUUUUCAACACUACGUUACAACGACGGUCCCAUACAUCUCCGCGAUCUCCAAUCCUGAGGCUUUUAUCCAAAGCAUUGUACCCAAACUCCGUCGACUAGGUUUGACCAAGACCGAAGCCCUGAUGCUCAUCAACCUGGGCGUGGGAACACAAAGAAGCGGAAGCCAGCAGCUGAAUUCUGGUGCGGCUGCUCCGUCUGUCAAUGGAGAUGGCAUGGCACACGACGAAGAUAUGGCUGAAGAGGAACCGGAGCAAGAUGAUCGACAACUACUCUCACUUGUGAUCGAGGAGCUGGAUGAGAGAUUUCCUGGUGAUGAAGGGUCGGCCAAAAUCGACAACAUUCUGCAGGUCAUGAAAGAUUCUUACAACACUGCAAGAACGAUCAAUGGAGUUGCGCAUCCGUCGAAUGGGACAUCGAAAACAUGA
Messenger RNA from Exophiala bonariae, 570 nucleotides. RefSeq lists its product as uncharacterized. The transcript has 3 exons. Lineage: Eukaryota; Fungi; Ascomycota; Eurotiomycetes; Chaetothyriales; Herpotrichiellaceae. Gene Ontology annotation, molecular function: nucleotide binding. The record is from RefSeq and is a predicted model, not a curated record. The coding region runs from base 1 to 570 and encodes 189 amino acids.